AUGGCCGCCUUCUUCUCCUCGUCCACCAAGGACAUCCCCGACUCGUCGAUCAACUGGUCGCUCCUCGCCGGCGCCGAGACAACCAAGCCGCCCUCACUCACAGCCACCAGCAAGUCCUCCGCCUCAGAUGACCAGGACUCGCACGACCUCCUCUCCGCCCCCUCCGCCGCUGCCUCCCCCAUCCCCCCCUCUUGCGCCACGAAAAGUGCCCGCAAGGCCCCGCUCAAGGCCGAGCCUUGGAUGCCUAAGAUGGUCGGCUUGUCCCAAGACCCCAACGAUUGGCUGUGGCAAAUGACCGAGGAACCCCAUCGGAGUCGGCGCAGGGCCAUCCUCAAAGACCAUCCCGAAGUGCGCAAGCUAAUGGGAUAUACAUGGACGACUAAAUGGGUCGCCUUGUUCGUCGUCUCCGUCCAACUCUCAAUCGCCGUCUUUUUCGGUCUGCGCUCGAAGCACCAGAUCGAAUCGGCAUGGAGCUGGAAGUUUUUCGUGACUGCAUAUGUGAUCGGAGGGACGGCGAACCAAAACCUGUUCCUUGCGAUCCACGAAAUCACGCACAACUUGGCAUUCAAGAAGAUCGUACACAACAAGCUGUUGGCCCUGUUCGCCAACCUUCCGAUCGGCGUGCCCUAUGCCAUGGUAUUCAAACGAUACCAUCUCGAACACCACAAAUCGCUGGGCGAGGAUGGAAUCGAUACCGACCUGCCCACCCGCUUCGAGCUGCUGUGUCUCAAGAACGUGCUCGGUAAAACCUUCUUCGCCACUUUUCAAAUUCUAUUUUACGCGUUGAGACCCGGAUUCGUCAGAUCACAGAAGAUCACCGGCUGGAUAGUUGCAAGUUUUGCGCUCCAACUAGGGUUUGAUUACGUCCUAUACAAGUAUUUCGGAUUGGCGGCGUUGAUGUAUUUGAUACUAUCGUCGUUUUUGGCCGGCUCGCUGCAUCCAUGCGCGGCCCAUUUCAUCGCCGAACAUUACGUAUGGAACUUGACAGGCGGGGAGCAAGAGACGUGGAGCUACUACGGCCCGCUGAACAUCCUAGCCUACAACGUCGGAUACCACAACGAACAUCACGAUUUCCCAUCGAUUCCUUGGACUCGGUUGCCCGAACUCAAGGCAAUCGCCCACGAAUAUUACGAUCCUCUACCCCAACACUCCUCGUGGCCUAUGGUCAUCGUCAAAUUCAUCUUCGACAACAAUGUCGGCUUGUUCUCCCGCGUCAAGCGGCUCCCUAUGGGCCCUCAUCUUCCUGUCGUCCCUUUCGAACAAGAAAAUCGCAAGGAUAUUUGA
Messenger RNA from Puccinia triticina, 1284 nucleotides. RefSeq lists its product as uncharacterized. Lineage: Eukaryota; Fungi; Basidiomycota; Pucciniomycetes; Pucciniales; Pucciniaceae. Gene Ontology annotation, biological process: ceramide biosynthetic process. The transcript is spliced from 6 exons. Gene Ontology annotation, cellular component: membrane. Gene Ontology annotation, molecular function: sphingolipid delta-4 desaturase activity. The coding region runs from base 1 to 1284 and encodes 427 amino acids. The record is from RefSeq and is a predicted model, not a curated record.